AGAAGGUGAGACAGACAGAGAGACAGAAUGCGGUAGCUUUAAGAGGGGAGGCGUGGUGCUGCUGUUUUGACCGACUUGUCAGUCCUCCUCGCUCUCCACUAUCAUUCAGCUGAAUGAACAAGCAGCGCAGGGGCAUCGGCUCUCUAUCCAAACAGCACCGUGAGGAACAAUCCGGCCGUGUUUUCCUCCUGACAGGGAAAAGGGAUUAUUAACAUCGAGCUGACAUUGUUUCUCCGACACCAAGCUAGAAGAUCAUGCCCCCUAGAUAGCAGCCUCGUCCUCCUCUCCACUCCCCCUCCCUGCCCCUGGCCCCCCCUCCUCUACCUUCCUGGUCCAGCGCCAUCACUGCCACCUGUGUCACAGCAGCCACCAUGCCCCCCAGGAAGAGGACGCGGCCGGGCCUGGGCUUCCUGUGCUGCUUCGGGAGCAGCGAGCCCCCGGAGAUCAACCUGAAGGACAGCGUGCCCCUGCAGCUGCUGGAGUUCAGCGCCCCAAUGCCACCUGCUGAGGAACUGCACGCACGCUUCUCUGAGCUUGUGGAUGAGCUGGACCUGACGGAUAAGAACAGGGAGGCCAUGUUCGCUCUCCCAGACGAGAAGAAAUGGCAGAUCUACUGCAGCAAGAAGAAGGAGCAAGAGGACCCCAACAAACUGGCCACCAGCUGGCCCGACUACUACAUCGAUCGCAUCAACUCCAUGGCUGCUAUGCAGACCCUCUUUGCCUUUGAUGAAGAGGAAAUGGAAAUGAGGAACAAGGUGGUGGAGGAUCUGAAGACAGCACUUCGGACUCAGCCAAUGAGGUUUGUCACUCGCUUCAUCGAACUCGACGGCCUCACCUGCCUCCUCAACUUCCUGCGCAGCAUGGACUACGAGACGUCCGAGAGCCGGGUCCACACCUCCGUCAUUGGCUGCAUCAAGGCCUUGAUGAACAACUCGCAGGGCCGCGCUCACGUCCUCGCUCACCCGCAGAGCAUCAACACCAUCUCCCAGAGCCUGCGGACGGAGAACAUCAAGACCAAAGUGGCGGUGCUGGAGAUCCUCGGGGCUGUGUGCCUGGUGCCCGACGGACACAAGAAGGUGCUGCAGGCCAUGGCACACUACCAGAAGUACGCAGCGGAGAGGACUCGCUUUCAGACGUUGCUGAACGAGCUGGACAAGAGCACAGGCCGCUACAGAGACGAGGUCAACCUGAAGACGGCCAUCAUGUCCUUCAUCAAUGCUGUGCUCAACGCUGGAGCUGGAGAGGACAACCUCGAGUUCCGCCUCCACCUAAGGUACGAGUUCCUGAUGUUGGGCAUCCAGCCGGUCAUCGACAAGCUGCGAGAGCACGAGAACGCCACUCUGGAUAGGCAUUUGGACUUCUUUGAGAUGGUGCGAAACGAGGAUGACUCUGAGUUGGCCAAAAGAUUUGAUAUGAGUCAUGUAGAUACAAAGAGUGCCGGUGCCAUGUUUGAGCUGAUCAAGAAGAAGCUGAGCCACACAGACGCCUACCCCAACCUCCUCUCCAUCCUGCAGCACUGCCUGCAGAUGCCCUAUAAACGUGGCGGCGGCAGCCUGCAGCACUGGCAGCUCUUAGACAGAAUCCUGCAGCAGAUAGUCCUGCAGGACGACAAAGGAGAGGACCCCGACCUCGCCCCUCUGGACAACUUCAGUGUUAAAAACAUCAUUCGCCUGUUGGUCAAUGAGAAUGAGGUGAAGCAGUGGCGAGACCAGGCAGAGAAGUUCAGGAAAGAUCAUGCAGAGCUGCUAGCUAAACUAGAGAAGAAGGAGAGGGAGUGUGAAACCAAGACCACGGAAAAGGAGGAGAUGAUGAAGACUCUGAAUAAGAUGAAGGACAAACUGCAGCGUGAAGGAGUGGAGCUGCGCUCGGCCAGGGAGCAAGUCAUGGACCUGUCCACACGGAUCAAUGACAUAGCUAGCGGCGGCAGCGUGUCCUUCCCUCCUCCUCCGCCCCCUCCCGGUGGCCCCAUGGCUCCGCCUCCACCACCUAUGAUGGGCGGCUGUCCUCCACCUCCUCCUCCUCCGCUUCCAUUCAGCUGCCCGCCUCCUCCACCGCCUCCACCUCCACCGGGAGGCCCGCCUCCUCCACCGGGAGCACCUCCGAUGUUUGGAGCCCCGCCUCCUCCCAUUCCCUCCAUGUUCAACUCAGCAAGCAUGCGCUCCAAGUCCAUCCCUCAGCCUUCUCAUCCGCUCAAGUCCUUCAACUGGGCCAAACUAGGAGAGAACGUGAUCAACGGCACCAUCUGGAACGACAUCGAUGACCUGAGAGCUUUCGAGAUCCUCGACCUGAAGGACAUAGAGAAGAUGUUUUCAGCCUAUCAGAGACAGCAGGACCUGCUCACUAAUCAAUCCUUCAAACAGAAAGAAACAGGCUCCAUGGAUGACAUAUACGUCAGCACGAGGAAGGUCAAGGAGCUGUCGGUCAUCGACGGUAGACGUGCACAGAACUGCGUUAUCCUGCUCUCAAAGUUAAAGAUGAGCAAUGAAGAGAUCAAGAGGGCGAUUCUGGAGAUGGAUGAGAGGGAAGAGCUGGCCAAAGAUAUGCUGGAGCAGCUGCUGAAGUUUAUCCCAGAGAAAAGUGACAUUGAUCUUUUGGAGGAGCACAAACAUGAGCUGGAGCGGAUGGCCCGGGCCGAUCGCUUCCUCUAUGAAAUGAGCAGAAUUGACCACUAUCAACAGAGACUGCAGGCUUUGUUCUUUAAGAAGAAGUUUGCAGAGCGCCUUGCCGAAACCAAGCCGAAGGUUGAAGCCAUCCUGAACGGGUCCAAGGAGGUGGUCCGGAGCAAGAGGCUGACUCAGAUGCUGGAGGUGGUGCUGGCCUUCGGCAACUUCAUGAACAAGGGCCAGAGAGGAAACGCCUACGGCUUCAAAGUCUCCAGUCUCAACAAGAUCGCUGACACCAAGUCCAGCAUAGACAGGAACAUCACCAUGUUGCACUACCUGAUCAUGAUCUUUGAGAAGAACUACCCGGACACACUGAGCAUCCAGCAGGACCUCGGCAGUGUCCCGGAGGCUGCAAAAGUCAAUUUGGCAGAGCUGGAAAAAGAGGUGCACAGUAUCAAGAGUGGCCUGAAGGCUCUGGAGGCGGAGCUGCAGUACCAGCAGAGCAGAACGAGGGAACGCGGGGAUAAGUUUGUGGCUGUGAUCGGAGACUUCAUCACCGUGGCCGGCUUCAGCUUCUCCGAACUGGAGGACCAGCUGAGUGAAGCCAAGGACAAGUUUACCAAAUCUCUGAAGCACUUUGGGGAGGAAGAAGGGAGGAUGCAGCCCGACGAGUUCUUCGGGAUCUUCGACACCUUCCUGCAGUCGUUCGGUGAAGCGCGGCAGGACCUGGAGAACAUGCAGCGGCGCAAAGAUGAGGAGGAGAGGAGGGCACGGAUGGAGGCCAUGCUCAAGGAACAAAGGGAGAGAGAACGGCGGUCCAAGAAGAGCGGGGCGGCAGACGAGGUCGGCGGGGAGUUCGACGACCUGGUGUCGGCGUUGCGUUCGGGUGAGGUCUUCGACAAGGACCUGAACAAGUUCAAACGUAACCGCAAGCGCUCCGUCAACCAGCUGGUGGAGGGCGGGGGCCGCGAACGAGCCGUCACCAAGGUCAACUACUAAGUCGUGGAAAAAAGGAAGGAAAAAAAAACUAUCUAAACACCGAAACUCUGCCGUGGUGUAGAUCUCUGAACACCUUUAGUCCAGGUCCACGAACGGAGACGGAGGAUGUAAAUAACAGCUGGACUGGACAUGUAGCAACAUGUGUGGACAGCCACGCACGCCACUUCGAAGGAUGUAACACUCUCCUCUGAUUGGUUUGUAAAGCUGUUUCGACCUGUUUGUCCCGGGUGGUGUUUGAUCCCGUGAGCUGGAUGAAGGAUGGUUGGGAUUGGUUCAUUGAUGGAUGGACAGACGGACCACUGUGACACAUUAUCCCAUAUCUUUCGACCAUAUCCUUAUAACACUGUGUUCAAACUCCCGGCUCUCCAUCACCCCGUCUUUUCCACUGCUCUUUAAAUCUCACAAACCUUUCUGUUUCUCAGUAACUAACUCGGUGCUGAAGAACCAAUCUGGCUCUAAAACACACAGGACGUUCAGAUCCACCCGUCACGCUGUAAAUAGACUCCAGGCCGAGAGAAAGGAUUGGAAAAGAAGUAUUUAACAGAAAAAGGAAGGUGGGGACUAAGCCAUAACCUCCACAGUCAUGGCUCUUCGGGCUCAGCCGCAGAAUAGGUGGAUAUUAACAAACUACCUUUCCCAGAAUGCUUUGUAAGCCUCUGAAAGAGUACGGAAGGACACACGACAGCGCUCCCAAACCAGAGGAGUCAUCCAUACGGCCUCCUCCAGCACACAGCAUUCCCAGGGAGGAAGGUCCCGUCUGAGGAUACUAUCCUCUCCAUCCACCCGACAACAUGAUGACUGUGCCACCAGGGUUAAGCCUCACCUCCACUCUUCAACGGUUUCAGCGUUGUUCUGGCAUGAAUCAGUGCCAAAGCAAAGAGAAAAACACAAAUGUAAAUGUAUUAACAAGAAAAAAAAAACAUACUGCAAUUAGGCGUUGAUAUAUAUUUAUAUUCAGAUGCAGACAAGCUAAUUGCAAAGAUGUAGAGGGUUUUUUUAUGUUUUCAUGGCAUUUGGGGGUUUUGUACACACGAUGCAUUAUUUGUUGGUGUUGCAAGUUCACAUUGCUGUUGAAGUGAAUUUCUAUACAUUUUGCGCUUUAUGUAAAAUAGAUAACUGCUUGACCUUUUCACACCAGUAUUUGUUGUUUGCACUGUAGCUUUUCUGACAAACUUUACACUCGUUGGUUUUUUCCACAGACGACACGAAGUCCUCUCUGUACUAAAAAUAACUAUGUAUAAAAAGAUAAUGAAGGAAUGCCACAGAUGAAUUAAAAUUUAACGGCGUACUCUGCAGUCAGUUCACAGUGCUCUCACUGCUCAGCUGUCAGCAUGCAUUGUUCACAUCUGAAUGUGUUCUCUGAUCCAUCUGCUGCAACCAGGAUGCAGACAAAGGGGUAAAAACGACACUAUAGCUUUUAUUAACUCUCAUCUAUCGGAUCUUUUCCACUGGUGCUAAAACAUGUGGUUUCUGGACAGCCACCAGCCCACUUUAAGAUAAACCAGGGAUUUAUUACAGAUUCAGCCUCAUUAUCAAAUAUAGUGUUCUUAAUUCAGCUGACGUUGUAAUCUCAGGCCACUUCAUGGAAAGUCAGAGUACAGCAGAGCACUUAAAGGGUGUAUGCAUUAUAAAAGAGGCUCAAUGUAAAUGUUAAGGUUGUUAGUUGACAGAGAACAGCCUCAGAGAGCUUGUAGAGAACAUUUACAUCUUACCACAGAGAGAGAUAACAUGAUGAAGACUCUGCCAUCCGCUGUGUUCACAUGGAGGCCAUUUUCCUCUGACACCAAGCUCAGGAGUGGAAGCUCAAACUCUGCAGCUGAAAGACAUUUUAGACGUUAACAUCAGAAAUCGGACUUGCUGCUUGCAGACUCGGGCCACACACACAUUUGUCAUUUGACAAGAAUAAAGUAAUAAUGUUGGGAGAAAAACAGUUAAGAGGCUUCAGACUUCUUGUUUUAGUGAAUCCUAAACCAAAGUACAACUCCACAGAUGUCUGCUCUUCAGAUAUUCCCCUUCAGAAUAACCUUAGACUAAAACAAAGCCUCCACUCUCUUCAUAACGCCACUUUAUUCUCAAAAUCUAAGGAGUUUCUUCCUCUUUAAAUGUGGCCCUAAUACUUUGCAUACUAAGAAUGUAGGAGUGACAGAAUUAGAGCUGCAUGUGUGAACACAGUGAAUGGAAGAAGCCUUUGGGAGGAUGCAGAAUGGUUCAUGUACGACACUUAAAAUGCUACUUUUAAAAUACGUCUGCAUGCAAGUACAUUGAAGCUACAUGCACAUUAAGUUUGUACGAAAUAUCCUGGUGUUCUCUUCAUUUUUUACUUAUAUGAUCCAUUUCAUUCACUUUUAUCUCAUUAACUCAAUGUGAGAGGUUCUGAAGUGAAGUAUGAACAGACAGAUGCUGUGUUUGAUCUCCUCUGUUGCCCCAAAAGUGAAAGACAAAAUGAGACACUAGCUAAGGCUUUGUCCUGACAGCUCCAUGUUGUGUAGUAUGGAUGUGUCCAGUAUUCAGUCUGCAAAAAGAGAAGGCUCAUUGUUGUUUUCAUGCAGUUCCAGCUGACAAACCAGAGACGUGUCCCCGCAGCACUUGACCCAAGAAGCACUUGUUGUAAAAGCAAAGUUUCCACUCAGAUCAGCGUGUUUCUGAUCACUGAACACACACUGCUGAAUGUCACACACACACAGAAAUCUCCAGUAGUUCAGACUAUCCCGGUGUGUUUUUGUUUUCACCUUGAAGUGCCUCUGACCCUUUUUUCACACACUCAUCAUUCCUAUUUUUCGUGUUUUAGUGCUCGUGACCUCCAAACUUAGUGUGUUCCUGAAGCUGACAGUUGGAUUUAGGCGAAUUGGCGCCAUCUUGUGGCUGCAGGUGUUAACACCAGACGUUACAAGCUGUUUAAAAGUUAGAUAGCACUUGAACCCAGCUUUAAACACUCACUCACUUAAUUGACGUCGUUUCACGGACACGUUUGAUACCGGGAGUUUUUUUCUUUGAUUUAGAGAAAAGCUGACGUAAGAGUUGAAAAGAUGGUGAGCGUGCAGAGAGGAUCUUUGAGUUAAGAGAUUAAGUGGUAAACCAAAUAGAUUGAAACAUUUAGACACUUUGAAAAAUCAGAAAAGUCCCUUACGUCUUAAGGGGAGAAAUGACUUAUGAUUGCUUAUUCUUUAACCAACGUCUCAUCAUGUAUAUUUGAGCUAUUCUAUUUCCUGACCUCUGCUCCUUUGUCUUCAAGUUAAUCAGAGUUAGUAUAUCAGACUUUGGCAGACCCUUUAAACUCUUGAUCCAGAGCUUUAACCCGUAUUGUAGUGCAGACUAUUUACUGAGGGGUGUUGUGACAAUGUCAGUAUUAUUACAUGUUUAUGUUGUUCCAUGUGUGGAUGUUUAUUUGGCCAUUGACUGGCUGAUUUUGGAGUGUACAGAUGGAAAUCAGAGGAAUGAAAUUAGUAGCUUGUUCAAUGCACUUUUAUUAUGGGACAUUUCCAUUUGCAGCGCCAUUUUUUUGAGGGCUGAGACUCCUCUAAACAUCAGAAGGGUGCAACAGAAGAGAGGUGCAAAAAAAAACAGUGUGAAGAAGAAGAAGAAGAAGAGAGAGAGUAAGGGCAAGUGAGCUUGGGCGCUCCGGCUGGGCCGCUGGAAACAUUCAGUCUGUAGGAUGGCAGAGAUUUGUGAGGACACAAAGAGGUGACGUCUGAAACAGACACCUGUGUGAGUCACCUGCUCAGGUGUGUUAGAGAAUAAAAAGGGUAAGGUUUUUCACACCACCACAUUUCUGUCAAAUCAUACACUUAGCGUCGACCUGCAUGCCUAAACAAGGUGCACAAAGAGUGACGUGUUGACUUGACCUUUGAAUAGAAAACUGCUUGCAAUAUGAAACACACUUGUUACACGACAGUUUGUACUGCCUGAGAAAAGUUGCACCCAGUUUCAGAGGUUGUAUAGUUGUGAGGAGUCAGUAUUUUUAUGGUUGGAAAAAAAAAGGAUCCUCCACUGAAAAAUGUACAGUUGGAUAAAAAGCAUUUUGUACACCAUGCUUGAUGUUUGAGAUAAGAUUAAAAAAGAUGAAAACAUGA
Notolabrus celidotus (New Zealand spotty) is the source of this 7672-nucleotide messenger RNA. RefSeq names its product dishevelled associated activator of morphogenesis 2 (gene daam2). The record is from RefSeq and is a predicted model, not a curated record. Gene Ontology annotation, molecular function: actin binding; small GTPase binding. The transcript is spliced from 26 exons. Gene Ontology annotation, biological process: regulation of non-canonical Wnt signaling pathway; positive regulation of canonical Wnt signaling pathway; actin cytoskeleton organization. Bases 372 to 3602 code for a protein of 1076 amino acids. Lineage: Eukaryota; Metazoa; Chordata; Actinopteri; Labriformes; Labridae.